Molecule: messenger RNA, 1125 nt
Organism: Aspergillus tanneri
Lineage: Eukaryota; Fungi; Ascomycota; Eurotiomycetes; Eurotiales; Aspergillaceae
Product: ATP-binding protein
Exons: 3
Coding region: 1-1125 (374 amino acids)
Source: RefSeq, a predicted model, not a curated record
AUGGAGGAUGCUUCAGCGAUAGAUGUCCUUGACCUCCAAUCUAGUCCGCGUUAUCUAUUUCGGCAGCCACUGGCACUGCAAUGUUUUGAGAGUGGGAAACUUGUGAAGCGGCAGGAAGGGGAACGACAGGCAGGAGAGAAUUUCUCCCUUUUCAAGGGCUGCUGGAUAUCGGCCUUACUGAUAUUCAGCUGCGCAGGACGUUUUGAGCUUACCUUGGACCUUCUCUAUGUCGCAAUUCUGGCCAAUUUCGCAGAAACGCUGGCCGAGGAAACUUCGGGCGCAUACAUAGCUAAGUAUUAUGUAUAUUUUCGGCACAUUGUUCGAGAUACUUUACUCAUUAGUGGCAUCAGAAGCUGGCUGUUUCUCUUGCUUAUCCUCGCACCUACCUGGCACAUUUGGUCCGACCUCCGGGAGUUGAUGAACACUUUUUACAAUAACGACCUGUUACAACAUGUUCUUAUUCUCUGGGUUAUGGCUGUUCUGGUAAUGUACGGCAACAAUGCUCCCCUAGUUAACGAUAAUAUUAGCGCUAUGCGGACCACCGUCGGCUAUGGUCGCGCGCAUGUCCUGUGGCGCAGCUUAUCUGCUAUACUUCUUUGCCAGCUAUCACCACAAAUCACAGCAGCGGCUUUGGUUUACCCUCUGGACAAGCUACCAAUUGCGUAUGGAGCCGAGUUCGACUCGUAUGCAGAUCAGCAUGAAGAUGAUUGUCUUCCGGGCACUAGGACUGAGCUUCUUAAAUCAGUUGCAGAAUGGGCUGUGUCGCCACAUGGAAAGUGUAUAUUUUGGUUAAAUGGCAUGGCAGGAACAGGAAAGUCUACCAUCGCCCGAACAGUCGCAAAGUCCUUUAAGGAGAAGGGGCAGCUAGGAGCCAGUUUCUUCUUUAAAAGGGGCGAAGCAGACCGUGACAAUGCAAAAAGACUGAUAUCAACUAUUAUAAGACAGUUAGUAACGACUCAUCGGGAGCUGGAACCUCUUGUCUUAAAGGCGAUUAAGGAUAAUCCAAAUAUUCCGGCAAAGUCUCUUAGAGAACAGUUCGAUAAACUUCUUCUUCAACCACUGUUAGGUAUUAAUCCAAAUCAGUCCACUAUCAUAGUGAUCGUGAUCGAUGCUUUGGAUGACUGA